CUGCCACUCAUUCGCCCACUCAUCAUUCAUCGCCAGGUCGUCGGCGCUUCACGUCGACCAAGCACUUGCUCAAAAGCGAAGCGCUUUGAGACCCUUUUCCACUGCCUUGAUCCACACCUUGUCUAGCGUCUGGGCUGGGCUUGAGGAUCGGAGAGGCCCUGACGAUGCCCGGUCACACUCACCCAAUCUCAAAAUUCACCCUGCAUCCGCUGACUACCUACACCAGACUGACGAGACUGACUGACCACCAUGGCCCCAUCGCCGCCCCGUCGUCGCUCCAUCGCUCGCCCCCCCGCAUCCAUGAAUGGCAUGCCCAUCCCGGGGUUACAGAUAGCAAGGGCCGCAUACAUAUGCCAAUCUGCGUGGUACCGUAGACGGGAAGCCUAUUGAGGUUCCAGGGCUCACCCAUUCGCGCCGGUGGUUCCUUGGAUGGUGAAUAGCGCCAGGGGUAUUCAACUUGGGUGAGAAGCGGUUGGAGGAGAGCGUUGCGCUGGUCUACUCCAUUGGGCCAAAUGAUGCGUUUCCGCUGCUUUCUGCAAAGAUUUUUUUCUUUGUAGUAAUCAGGCGCAUGCUUGCCUGUCCAUGUGUCAGUCAUCUAGACUAUCCAGACACAAGCGGCUUGUGAGCCAGAGGGCCGGCACCCCCAGUUGUCGAUAUACCCAUGAUACCUUAACCAAGCCGUUCCUGACUUCCUCUCCCAUUUGCCUCAAUCUUCUCUUUCCUGAUUUCUUGCCCCGUUCGUCGUUUGACUGGUCAACGUCGUUGUCAUUUUCUUUGUUUGUCGUGAUUCUGGGGUUACGGCUUCUCAUCUGCCUCUCAAACGGAUUGUCACAUCAUAUCCCAAGUCUUCUGAUUCUUCUUUACCUUUGUUUUUCUUUCUCCACGUUGCCGGCCACGAGUGAGACUUCCUACCAAAUUUUCGAGCCGUCUCGACUGUAAUCGACAUAAUAGCCGGCAUCUCUUUCACCCAGUCCACUACUCAGCACGGCCCUGCUCGAGUAGAUAUUCACAAUGCCGGGGCCGCGGCGACUACUACAGCAAGCGAGCUCACUACUACUGGUUGUCGUCGCCUUGAGCGCGACAACAGUCUCAGCCGUACCAGCUAGCCAGCUGUUCCAACGACAGUCAACAUCAACAUGUGCGGCCGAGGGCUUCUCAAAGUGCCCACAAGCCGGCUUGCCCGAUAACUUUUGCUGUCCGACCGACUCGACAUGCAUUCCUUUGGCCGCAAAUACUGCGGCUCUUUGCUGCCCAAAUGGACAAGACUGCUCCAUGAUACAACCGAUUUCCUGCGACACUAGCAAGCAGGAUCCAGUGAAGAACCCUCAAGCAGGCCUCAAGACAAAUGUUUUGGAUGUGCCUUUGAAGCGGUGUGGUGAUAGAUGCUGUCCAUGGGGUUACUCUUGCAAUACCGAGGGUUAUUGUCAAAAGGAUGCGGAUCAGUCAAAGACGCCCCAAGAGUUGAAUAACAAGCCAUCGCCAAGCGUAACGACAACAGCAACCCAAGUGCCAAUUAGCAGUUCUCAAUCCUCCCAGACAACAUCCAAAUCAGUAUUCUCUGUGACCGAACUUCCUGCAGGAACCGACAAGCCAACAGCAACCAAUAAGCCGACAGCAACCGACAAGCCUCCAGAAACCGGCACGCCUGCAGCAAGUGGUAACCAGUCAGCAGGGAGUGCAAAGCCGGUGGAAAGCGGAAAGCCCGACCAACAAGAUGAUGAUGAUGAUGAUGAUGACGAUGACGGAGGAAGUCCCAAUCUCCUCAUCGCUGGCGUGGUUGCAGGUGUCGUGGUCUUCAUCAUCGGUGGUCUGAUUACCCUCUACCUCUGCAUCCUGAACCGCAGAAACAAAGAAUCCGGAGCUGGAGCCAGUCAACACGGCCAUGGCGAGAAACCCCGCCUGAACCGAUCUACGUCCUCCUUCGGCAACAUCAUCAGCAACCCCAUUGUUGCCGAGGACACCAUCCGAACCGACUUCAACCGCUCAGUCUCCGCCCAAUCGCACCGCGGCCCUAACUCGGACUUUGCUGCAGUAUCAGGCAACGUCAACCCCUUUGAUACUCCCCCUCGCGGGUCUCCAAACGACCACAGCCGCAACAACAGCCGGGCCAAAACCCCGUCCGAGGGACAGGACAGCAGCAUAGCCUACGGUGGUUACGGACGUAACGUCAGUGGAAACGUUCCCGGCCCAUCAGCCUACACCGGCACCAGCACCAGCAGCCGCAACAACUCCCCUCCACCAACAGCAGCAGCAGGCGGUCGACCCGGCUACACCACACCACCCAUUACCCCCUGGGGCGCAACGAGCGGACAAGCAAGCCCUCGCGAACCUAGCGGAAUCAGCAUCAACGUGUUCGCGGACCCACGAACAUUGACUCCCGAGCGGCUUGCCAAGAGCGAUUCCAAUGCCAACGCCAACGCCAACGCCAACAGCAACACGUACUCCAAAUUCAUUAACAACAACACCAAUUACACCUAUCUUAAUAACACCAAUACUUACAACACCGAUGAUUACGACCCCUUCAAUCCCGAUAACCACCAGGGGCAAUCAACCAGACCAGUGACAACCUUCACGGCAAUGAUGGAGGAGGCCGACUUGGGUGCCGUGGCGAGGGGUGCUAAGUACGUGCCGCCUACGCCCAAGACUCCGGCUGGGUUGCUGGGACCGUCGGUACCGGGGGCGGAUAACAUGCCGAAUAGGUUCUAGUAGGUUUUGCUCGCGAGCGAGCUAAGCUGUCCCAUGUGUGUGUGUGUGUGUUUGUGUAUGCCGUGUUGGUUUCCUUGCGCGAGUUUGGGGAUCAUCGGUGUUGAUGUCGGUAACGGGGAAUAUUGGCCCAAAGAGAAAUGCAUGCAGAUGAUUGGAAACGAGAGAUCUGUCUGGGAACCACGAGGGGCAUACACAUUUCUGUCUAUUCUUUUUUCUUCUUUUUUUCUUUUCACGUUCCUUGUCUGUCUGAUUAUUUUCCAUCAUGUCGAGAGCGAGGCGGUGGGCUGGAUCCAACGAUUCUUUUUCGACACGACAUCAUACUCAUCUACAUGUCUUUUUUGCCCCAAUUGUCUUCUUUCCUUGUUCCCUGCGGAAGACAAAAAAAAGGCGUUUUGCGUUGCAUUGUGCUGCAUUUUUUUCACUUUUUUUUUUUUUUCCUUUUUCCUCAACCGCAUUUUUCGCAUUUUUGAAAAGACGGGGGGAAGGGAGGCUUGGCUGCGUUGCAGUUUACAUAGCGGGAAAGGAAUCAGGAGGUGGUGGCAGAGGAUGGGAUAAAGGAUACUAUUUUCACACUGGCCUGUGCCAAGAAAUUUAAAACCAAGACAAGGUCGGAAUGAUUUUGGACAGAAGGAUGACGGAAGGAUGGACCGUUAUUAUCCGAGAGGAAAGGGAGAUGGCAAAGUAUGAGGGGUGGUGGAGGAGGAGGAGGAGGCUGCAAAUUCCAGUAUCCCAGCGUCAUUGAUACCCCGUAGAAUGCAUCAUCCAUUUCGAUAUCCAGUUAAUUCUUUCACGUAUCUGAUUUACCCCCCGAGCAC
Neurospora crassa OR74A is the source of this 3521-nucleotide messenger RNA. RefSeq lists its product as hypothetical. The coding region runs from base 1012 to 2706 and encodes 564 amino acids. The transcript has a single exon. NCBI's taxonomy places the organism in Eukaryota, Fungi, Ascomycota, Sordariomycetes, Sordariales, Sordariaceae. The record is from RefSeq and is a predicted model, not a curated record.